Molecule: messenger RNA, 1755 nt
Organism: Betta splendens (Siamese fighting fish)
Lineage: Eukaryota; Metazoa; Chordata; Actinopteri; Anabantiformes; Osphronemidae
Gene: spaw
Product: southpaw
Exons: 3
Coding region: 261-1487 (408 amino acids)
Biological process (GO): BMP signaling pathway; SMAD protein signal transduction
Cellular component (GO): extracellular region
Molecular function (GO): growth factor activity; type I activin receptor binding; cytokine activity
Source: RefSeq, a predicted model, not a curated record
CUGAAUGAAUAUUAAAAGCGAGAGACAAUGACCUUGGCUAAAUGUUUUCUUUAUCUGGCCUCUGAUGUGCUCUGAUGAUCCAAGGGGCUGUUCAGAUGCCUGGAGUGCCCUGGGGUCAUCAAAGGGCAGCUGUCCACUAUAAAGGAGCCUGUCUGGAGCUCAGUCUGCACAAAGCAUCAGUUCAGCUUGGGACCAGCCAGAGACAAGAAGCAGCUCUUCUCUUCUUUUCCUGAAAGUUUUCUUACUUUGGUUCAUUUACAAUGGAAGCUAGAGCCCUGACCAUUUUGUGCACAUUUCUCUUUUGCUGUUUUGGAGUUGGCUGCAGCUUUACCACAAGCCUCAACAUGAGUUCAGCAGUCAGGGAUAUCUCCGUUCAUCACAGCAGAUACCCUCCGUACAUGAUGCAGCUGUACCGCACCUUCAGGACGGCUGAUUCCUCACCAUCAGUAGGUGUCAGCACUGUCGCAAACAACCCGUCAACACACCGCUCUGACUCUGUUCUAAGCCUGACAGCAAAAGGCUGCCAGCAAGUGGGUGAAAGGUGGACAGUCACAUUUGACAUGUCAUCCAUUUCUACAAGUGAUCUGGUCCAGCUGGCAGAGCUGAGGAUCCGACUGCCAGCGUUCUCUGCCUCUAAGAACGCCACUGUGGAUUUGUAUCACUCCCAGAAACAGAACUGUGAGUGGGGAAGUGCAUCGUGCCCCGAGGAGCCUCUUUUCUUGGGAAGCUUGGGGACAUCACCCGAUAGCAUCAGAUCCACCUGGAAGGUUUUCAACGUCACGGCUCUGUUGAAGUACUGGCUGUACCAGGGGGAUGGAGCGCUGAGUAAAGAGGCCUUGGGUCAACCUGAGGCAGAGCACGGGAGUGGUGCUGAAAACGAAGGGGAGGCACCUGGCAGCUUCCUCCCCAAGAGCUUCAAACAGAGGCAAGCAAAAAUGAGCCAUCCAACCACAAACCGGGUCACGAUGGUCAUCUUCUCCAGGCAUAACCUGCCUCAGCAAGGCCAGGCAGCUUACAGUCUCAUUCACACUGUGGAGAACUCCAAGUACGUGAACGAGGACAGGCUCAGCAGCGACGGUCAGAGUCGCCGGCACAAAAGGAACCGACUGGAGAGGAUGAGAGUCACCGAUGGAGCUGCGCCCUCUGCGGCGCCGGCACCAGAGCCGCUCCAGGGGCCGCUGUGCAGGAGGGUGGAUAUGUGGGUGGACUUCGACCACAUCGGCUGGGACGAGUGGAUCGUGCACCCGAAGCGCUACAACGCGUAUCGCUGUGAGGGAGAGUGUCCCAUUCCACUGGAUGAGAGCUUCAGCCCAACCAACCACGCGUACAUGCAGAGCCUCUUGCGACAUUACCACCCAGAACGGGUGUCCUGUCCGUCCUGCGUGCCAACGCGCCUCAGCCCAAUCUCCAUGCUGUACUAUGAGAACGAUGAUUUGACCCUGCGGCAUCACGAGGACAUGAUCGUGGAAGAGUGCGGCUGUCACUAAAAGUAUCACUGCUCACGAUAACAUUAAAAAUGAAAAUUUAAUUUAUCUGUCGUUUCACUUUUGUCAUACUUACAUAAUGUUAGCCAGUUAUUGCAUUUUAUGAUGUGACCGAUUUCAGAUGUUACUUGAAUGUAUCAUAAUAUAUUUCAUCCACUCGGUGGUAAACAACAUUAUUUUCUUCAAUAUGCAAAUGUUACAUGUUUUAUCUAUUUAUACAUCAUCAUGUAAAUGUUGUACAUAUAAGUGUUGGUAAAUAUAUGAAAUAUAA